This is a messenger RNA of Dermacentor albipictus, 2911 nucleotides long. Lineage: Eukaryota; Metazoa; Arthropoda; Arachnida; Ixodida; Ixodidae. The record is from RefSeq and is a predicted model, not a curated record.
AUGCAUGAAAUGGAGCCCCGCCCUUUCUCUGGAAAAUUCGGCGAGGACGUGGAGGAAUGGCUCACCCACUACAAGCGUGUCAGCAAGUACAACGGCUGCAACUCCACGACUCAGCUCGACAAUGUGGUUCUGUUCUUCAGAGACACUGCGCUACUGAAGCGGCUUCUUCUGCUGUUGGUGUUCUUGGUGCGGACGGUGGCUGAGGAGUCAGCCAACAGCGUCUUACAUCGACAGCAAGACGACCACGGGAACUACGAAUUUGGAUUCAAUAUCGAGGGCCUAUCGUGGGACCAAUUCCAGCAAGAAUCCGGUGACGCACUUGGCCGCAAGACGGGUGCCUAUGGUUUUCGCGAUAACGACGGUCGCCUCAGGCUCGUCGAAUACGUGGCCGACGAGCUUGGAUUCCGGGUAAAGGUUCAGACCAACGAGCCCGGAACUCAAGACACCGCAAUGCCUUCUGCAGUCAUAGACGCAAAGACCCCUGCCUCAAGCGUCGCACCCGAUGCUCCUGCAUCGACGUCGUCUUCGACGCCUCUGGAGAGCACCCGCGAACCCAUCGUGUCUCCGCCGCCAGCACGACUACUAAGACGACUCUCGCCCUUGCCUCCUAUGCUUCCACGCAGCUUGGCUGCGGCCAUGGUAAGCAAGGUUCCCUCCGCCAGUGAGCCAGGUGCGAAAGCCGUGAAAAUCUCGGACCGCUAUGUCGAUGCACAGGAACCGCAGCGAGAGCAAACGUCGUCGUCUCUCAGGCUUCCUCCCACCAAGAGCCUAUCCGAGAAGUUCGAGACUCCGCUGUUGCCCACAGGAGCAGUGAAGAUGGACUCUCACCCUGCUCUUCGUCAGUACAGCCCUAACAUAUUCCAGCUCGGACGACCCGUGUACCUAGGGCAAGCUGCGCCCGCGCCGUACUAUCAGAACCAUCCUCCUCCUAACCAAUACCAUCACUCGGCCGCUGGUCCGUCGGCUGCUGGCGUGCCGUACCCACCGCCGCCUCAGCCGAGAGACAAUCGCGCCAAGGGUGCAGCCCUUGUGCCAAAAGAAGUGAACGGCAAAAUAGUGCCUCAGGUGGCCCUGAUCAGAGCCGACGGCAGCCUGUCGACCGACGAGCCGUACCCAGCCGACGCGUACCCUCAGCGACCGCACCAGGGGCCGCGGCCGCACUCGAACGUGUACCAUAGGCCAGCGUUGCCGCUUCCUGGCUCGCAGCUAUUCUCGAGCCACCAGAACACGCAAAACGUCGGAAACAUAUUUCCCAUCAACACGGUGCACCCAGGGAGUCUAGGCUUCCCUGCGGAGCCAUUCCCAUUUUACGGUCCCGGAGGUUACUACGGUCAGAGUGGCGCGUCGUUGCUGACACCCCAACAACAGCAGCUGCCACCUUCUGUUCCCGGCUACCAGCCGCUUCCUCAAGGGCUCACCGUCAACUACUUCCUAGCCAACUCACUUCCACUUGCCGGCCGCCCAGUGCAAGCAGCGCAGGCGGUCCAACCACAGCCUCGACCCAAUCAACAAUCACUCCUUCCACAGCUGCAGCGGCCCCGCGUCAUCGAUCCAGCAUACCUCUCACAAAGGGUAGAUUCCGUACCUUUGCACGCGGCGCCACUAGCGCCACACCAGUCACAAUCCGUGGUGCCGUCAUUGUCUGAUGGACCGCAGCUGUUGUACGGCCAGAGACUGUACCCGCAAGCUCGCCAGAGCUUCGGCUUUCAGGGAGCCAUUCCUUACCGCUCCUCCCGUGGUGCACCUGCCGUUCAAGAAGAGUACGUGUCGUCGCCUACGCUUGCUUUGCAGGACGACUACGCGCGUCGGCUGCCCCCUUCGUACGCCUCGCCGCAGCGGCAGCACGAGACAGUGCCAGCGGCUUGAGUGGAAGUGUUCCUGUUGACACCCACACUGUACAGACUGGCACGGCACCAGUGCCGUUCGUGGACGAGACCACUAAAUGGGCUACAAGUGGUUCCUAUUUGGAGGUCGCUGCCUAAGACGCCCCGCAUUGUGCAAUCACAUUUUAGUUACGCAUGAGUAGUAUACAGCAGGCGUGCAACGUUUCGCGCAAGUCGGCUGGCAGUGCAUGUCACGUAUCUGUGUACAGAGAUGUGGCGCGUAUUCCUCGAUUGCAUUGACUGCUAGUGUCCUGGGCCUGAAGAGAGUUAGGGCGCUAUGAGGAAAAUAUUUAUGGAUUUAUUGUUUUUCGUAAUCAUUGUGUCCGUCCCAUAAAUGCACAUGACGUUUAAUUCAUGCUCAAAAGCAUCGCCCUCACCUACUUUGCUUUGCUUUACUGUCUUUAUUUAUAGCACGUGGGUGAAACGGCUGUACAUGAAGGAACAUUAUCAGCGGGCUCGCACUUAGCAGAACAGUUUUUAUGCACAUCGAGCAGUCAUCAAAUCAAAGCUUGGAGUCAUGUACGGCAUAUUCGGAGUCAGCGAGAGGUUCAAUAAAACAAAUGUCAAUCAUUACUAUUGAGGUACGGCUACGAGAGACAUCAUCUCAUAGCAGCGGCAAAUAUACUUCCUCACCACGUGCUACCACAAGCUUCCAAAGAUAUACGUAACGGCUAGUCCUCUGCGGGUUACUUCUCAAGUGAAGAAGGUCGAUGCAUUGUGCAAUGCCCUCGCCUGGGUGACCGCUUCCGCUCUUUGACUUUCAAAUCUGGGAGGGAUAUGCUGGACGCCUGGGAUUUAAAUGAGGAUCCGGUCUGUUAACCACGAGGCGGGGCCUUCGGCUGGACAUUGUUUCAGGAUUGAGCUCCCUGAUGCGAGCAAAUCAUAAAUGCAGCAAAGGCUUUUCACAUCAAGGCUGUGGACUCUCGGUGGCGCAAUACCAGAAACAAACGGCGCGGUUAUAGUUCUCAGUUUGUGUACAUUGUGUGCAUGACUAUGUUGUGUUGUAAAUAAAGAAAACAAAACGCUUA